AUGUCGGGCCCCUUUGAGGAGCGGAGCGGGGUGGUGUCCUGCGCCACUCCGUGGGGCUGCUGGUACCAGACCCUGGAGGAGGUGUUCAUCGAGGUGCAGGUCCCGCCGGGCACCCGGGCUAAGGACGUCCAGUGCAGCCUGCAGAGCCGGCACCUGGCUCUGGCCGUGCGCGGGCAGGAGGUGCUCCAGGGUAGACUCUUUGACUGCACAAUAGCUGAUGAAGCGACAUGGACAUUAGAGGACAGAAAAUUGAUACGUAUUGUUCUAAUGAAAACGAAUCGAGAUGCUGGAAAUUGUUGGACCUCUCUGUUAGAAAAUGACUAUGCUGCUGAUCCUUGGGUACAGGACCAGAUGCAGAGGAAACUUACACUGGAGAGAUUCCAAAGAGAGAAUCCUGGCUUUGACUUCAGUGGGGCAGAAAUUUCUGGGAACUACAGCAAAGGGGGACCAGACUUUUCCAAACUUGAGAAAUAAACUUCUUUCAGCUGUGUUCCAAAGAACAAGAGAAAUAAUAUGUUAAACUGAAGGAGUGAAAUAUGUCGUUGCUAAAGAUUUCACCUGUCUACAGAAUGAAUGUCAUCAAAUACUGUCUCCGUGGAUAAUUACAGGGGAUUCCUUUCAGUAGGAUCAAGACAAACAGCAAAGUUAUAGAGGCUCAUUUUUAAAUGUGUGCUAACUUUGAUAUUAAUGGAAAAUAUGCAUACAUGGAAAAUGUACUUUAAAGGUG
Molecule: messenger RNA, 727 nt
Organism: Dermochelys coriacea (leatherback sea turtle)
Lineage: Eukaryota; Metazoa; Chordata; Testudines; Dermochelyidae
Gene: NUDCD2
Product: NudC domain containing 2
Exons: 4
Coding region: 1-474 (157 amino acids)
Biological process (GO): protein folding
Cellular component (GO): cytoplasm
Source: RefSeq, a predicted model, not a curated record